Molecule: messenger RNA, 830 nt
Organism: Triticum dicoccoides
Lineage: Eukaryota; Viridiplantae; Streptophyta; Magnoliopsida; Poales; Poaceae
Product: transcription factor GHD7-like
Exons: 2
Coding region: 1-663 (220 amino acids)
Biological process (GO): regulation of flower development
Cellular component (GO): nucleus
Molecular function (GO): DNA-binding transcription factor activity; protein binding
Source: RefSeq, a predicted model, not a curated record
AUGUCGCAUUGGAGCUAUUUACACGCUCAAGUGUGUCGCAUCACAGCCAUUCACUCGAACAACGUCGCACUCAAGCAAAUUCACAUCAAAAACGUCGCACAGGAGCUAUUGGCCCGGCUGUGCGAGUACCAGUUCUUCGCCCACGGCCACCACCACCACCACCACGGCGCCACAGCGGACUACCCACCACCACCACCGGCCAAUUGCCACCACCGCAGAUCAUGGACCGCACCGUUUUGUGAAACAGCAGCUCCAGGGAACAGCAGCAGCCUCACGCUGGAGGUGGACACGGGCGGCCAACACCUGGCUCACCUGCUGCAGCCACCGGCGCCACCAAGAGCCACCAUCGUGCCAUUCUGCGGGGGCGCAUUCACCAACACUAUUACCAAUGCAACGAUCAUGACUAUUGAUACAGAGAUGAUGGUGGGAGCUGCCCAUAAUCCGAUGAUGCAGGAGAGACAGGCGAAGGUGAUGAGGUACAGGGAGAAGAGGAAGAGGCGGCGAUAUGACAAGCAAAUCCGCUACGAGUCCAGAAAAGCGUACGCCGAGCUCAGGCCACGGGUCAAUGGCCGCUUUGUCAAGGUACCUGAAGCCGAUGUGUCUCCAUCACCCCCAGCUUCGCCCUAUGAUCCUAGUAAACUUAACCUCGAAUGGUUCCGGUAGUGUUUCAUCAAAGUAAAAUAAGUUGGUUAUUGAUUGACCGGUUGGAGGAGUUAUGUUGAUUAACUAUUUCAAAAGGUCAGCGGACCAAUCAAAGGAAAUGUAUUUAUUGAAACAAGUAUUAUUAUGCUUUAUGUUAAUUUAAGCAUGUAAUUUGAGGAGGCUAGCUA